Molecule: messenger RNA, 5211 nt
Organism: Macroventuria anomochaeta
Lineage: Eukaryota; Fungi; Ascomycota; Dothideomycetes; Pleosporales; Didymellaceae
Product: acyl CoA ligase-like protein
Exons: 3
Coding region: 1-5211 (1736 amino acids)
Cellular component (GO): cytosol
Source: RefSeq, a predicted model, not a curated record
AUGCUUGAUGUCAACCAGGGCUACUUCUCUGACUUCACAGGCCAGCAGAUGCAGGACCAGCCAGACGCAUACGGCGGACCAAACCGAUACUCGUCUGGAGAUGCUUUCUCGCCAACCGCCGCGAUACCACCGCCCAUGAUGAACCCAAGCGACCUCCCGCACGGCGCCGUCAUCCAGACCAUGAUGCCCUUGGAACCGCGAGACUUGCCCUUCGACGUGUACGACCCACACAACCCGAACAUCCAAAUGUCCAAGUUCGAUAACAUCGGCGCCGUUUUGCGCCAUCGAGGCCGCACGCAGCCACGCCAAACAGCGUUCUGGGUACUUGACUCGAAAGGCAAGGAAACGGCAUCUAUAUCAUGGGAGAAGGUCGCAAGUCGCGCCGAGAAAGUCGCAAAGGUCAUAAGGGACAAGAGCAACCUAUAUCGAGGCGACAGGGUAGCGUUGGUGUACAGAGAUACCGAGAUCAUUGAAUUCGUCGUUGCUUUGCUGGGCUGCUUCAUCGCUGGCGUUGUCGCAGUGCCCAUCAACAGUGUGGAUGACUACCAGAAGCUCAUUCUUCUCCUGACAACCACGCAAGCCCAUCUUGCUCUGACUACGGACAACAACCUGAAGGCCUUCCAUCGCGACAUCAGCCAGAACCGGCUCAAGUGGCCCAGUGGAGUCGAGUGGUGGAAGACAAAUGAAUUCGGGAGCCAUCACCCUAAGAAGCACGAUGACACACCAGCCUUGCAGGUUCCAGAGGUAGCUUACAUCGAGUUUUCGCGCGCACCGACUGGCGAUCUGCGAGGUGUCGUACUCAGCCAUCGUACCAUCAUGCACCAAAUGGCCUGCGUCAGCGCGAUCGUCUCCACCAUCCCAACCGGGCGCGAAACCUCGGAUACAUUCAGCGGCAACCUGCGGGACGAGAACGGCAAGUUCAUUGCACCGCCCUCCCGAACGUCACCCACCGAAGUCAUUCUUAGCUAUCUUGAUCCGCGUGAAAGCGCAGGCAUGAUCCUGGGGGUUUUGUAUGCUGUGUAUGGCGGACAUACCACGGUUUGGCUGGAACCGCCGACUAUGGACACUCCUGGCCUCUACGCGCAUCUCAUUACCAAGUACAAGGCAACUAUCCUCAUCGCAGACUACCCGGGUCUGAAGCGUGCUGCAUACAACUAUCAGCAGGACCCGAUGGCUACGCGUAACUACAAGAAGAAUGCGGAUCCCAACUUUGGAUCAGUCAAGAUCUGUCUCAUUGACACGCUUACUGUAGACUGCGAAUUCCACGACAUUCUAGGAGAUCGAUGGUUCAGGCCUCUACGAAACCCAAGAGGACGCGAGUUGAUCGCGCCCAUGCUCUGCUUACCUGAACAUGGCGGUAUGAUAGUCUCUGUCCGCGAUUGGCUCGGUGGAGAAGAGCGCAUGGGCUGUCCAUUGAGCAUAGAGGAAGAGGAUGAAGAAGACGACGAUAAGGAGGUGGAGAACAACACCAACGGCUACUCAAGCCUAAUAGGUGGUGGAACCACCAACAAGAAGUCAAAGCAGAAGAAGAGCCGCAACGAACUGCUGGAGAUUCUGUUGGAUAAGGAAGCGCUCAAGAUGAACGAGAUCGUGGUGGUGGCUAUUGGAGAGGAAGCCAGCAAGCGUGCAAACGAGCCAGGCACAAUGAGGGUGGGUGCUUUUGGAUAUCCUAUCCCAGACGCCACUCUUGCUGUUGUAGAUCCAGAGACGAAUCUGCUUUGCUCUCCUUACUCGGUAGGAGAGAUUUGGGUAGAUUCACCAUCGCUCUCGGGUGGUUUCUGGCAGCUGCAGAAGCACACCGAGACAAUUUUCCACGCUCGUCCUUACCGUUUUGUCGAGGGAAGCCCAACUCCGCAGCUACUGGAGCUUGAGUUCCUCCGCACAGGACUCCUCGGAUGCGUGGUCGAAGGAAAGAUCUUUGUGCUCGGCCUUUACGAAGACAGGAUUCGUCAACGAGUCGAGUGGGUUGAGCACGGCGUUUUGGAAGCCGAACAUCGCUACUUCUUCGUGCAGCACCUAGUCACGAGUAUCAUGAAGUCGGUGCCUAAGAUUUAUGACUGCUCGGCGUUCGACUCUUACGUCAACGGCGAGUAUCUGCCUAUCAUUCUGAUCGAAACGCAGGCUGCGUCGACAGCGCCUACUAAUCCAGGCGGUCCACCACAACAGCUCGAUGUACCUUUCCUGGACUCCUUGUCGGAGCGCUGUAUGGAAGUGCUGUAUCAGGAACAUCAUCUGAGAGUAUAUUGUGUGAUGAUCACAGCACCCAACACACUGCCUCGAGUUAUGAAGAACGGCAGACGUGAGAUUGGCAACAUGCUCUGCCGUCGAGAGUUCGACAACGGUUCGCUGCCUUGCGUUCACGUCAAGUUUGGCGUGGAACGAUCGGUGCAGAACAUCGCUCUGGGCGAUGAUCCUGCAGGAGGAAUGUGGUCUUAUGAUGCCUCCAUAGCUCGACAGCAGUACCUGAUGCUGCAGGAUAAGCAGUACUCUGGAGUCGACCACCGAGAAGUUGUCAUCGACGACCGCACAUCAACACCACUCAAUCAGUUUUCAAACAUCCACGACCUCAUGCAAUGGCGCGUAUCCCGUCAAGCAGAAGAGCUCGCUUACUGUACCAUUGAUGGUAGAGGCAAAGAAGGCAAGGGCGUCAACUGGAAGAAAUUCGACCAAAAGGUUGCCGGUGUUGCCAUGUACCUGAGAAACAAGGUCAAGGUCCAUGCUGGCGAUCAUCUUCUGUUGAUGUACACGCAUUCCGAGGACUUUGUAUAUGCCGUACACGCCUGUUUCGUACUAGGUGCCGUCGCCAUCCCAAUGGCCCCCAUUGAUCAGAACCGGCUCAACGAGGAUGCGCCUGCUUUACUUCACAUCGUUGCAGACUUCAAGAUUAAGGCUAUUUUAGUCAACGUUGAUGUUGACCAUCUCAUGAAGGUCAAGCAAGUAUCGCAACAUCUCAAGCAAUCCGCAGCUAUCCUCAAGGUAAACAUUCCGCACAUCUACAACACGACAAAGCCACCUAAGCAAUCAAGCGGGUGCCGUGACUUGGGCCUGACCAUUAGGCCUGCUUGGGUUCAAGCCGGAUAUCCUGUUCUCGUUUGGACAUACUGGACGCCAGACCAACGGCGCAUUGCUGUGCAACUAGGCCACAACAACAUUAUGGCCCUCUGCAAGGUCCAGAAAGAGACUUGUCAGAUGACCAGCACCAGGCCAGUUCUGGGUUGUGUACGAAGUACUGUCGGUCUGGGUUUCAUACAUACCUGCAUCAUGGGUAUUUUUCUGGCUGCACCUACAUAUCUUGUUUCGCCGGUCGACUUUGCGCAGAACCCCAACUUGUUGUUCCAGACUAUGUCUAGAUACAAGAUCAAGGAUGCAUAUGCGACAAGCCAGAUGUUGGACCACGCCAUAGCACGAGGUGCAGGUAAGGCAAUGCAUCUCCAUGAACUGAAGAAUCUGAUGAUUGCGACCGAUGGUCGACCUCGUGUCGAUGUUUACCAACGGUGUCGCGUACACUUUGCUCCCGGCGGCCUCGACCGCACAGCCAUCAACACAGUAUACUCCCAUGUGCUGAACCCUAUGGUUGCGUCACGGUCAUACAUGUGCAUCGAGCCAAUCGAGCUGCAUCUUGAUGUGAACGCAUUACGACGUGGUCUAAUCAUGCCGGUAGAUCCAGACGUCGAGUCAAAUGCAUUGCAAGUGCAAGACUCCGGUAUGGUGCCCGUGAGCACGCAAAUCAGUAUCGUCAACCCAGAGACCAACCAGCUCUGUCUGGUUGGAGAAUACGGUGAGAUCUGGGUACAAUCUGAAGCCAACGCACACAGCUUUUAUGGCUCUAAAGAGCGUCUGGAUGCGGAACGAUUCAACGGAAGAACUCUUGAUGGAGACCCUAAUGUCAGAUAUGUGCGUACUGGAGACCUGGGGUUCUUACACAACGUGACAAGACCUAUUGGCCCUGGCGGAGCACCAGUCGACAUGCAGGUAUUGUUUGUACUUGGCAGCAUCGGAGACACGUUUGACGUCAAUGGCCUGAACCACUUUAGUAUGGACAUUGAACAAUCAGUCGAACGCUGCCACCGGAACAUCAUCCCCGCUGGCUGUGCCGUUUUCCAGGCUGGAGGCCUAGUCGUUGUAGUUGUGGAGAUCUUCCGCCGCAACUUCCUUGCAUCCAUGGUACCUGUCAUUGUCAAUGCCGUCCUGAACGAGCACCAGCUCGUUAUCGACAUUGUCGCUUUCGUUUCGAAGGGUGACUUCCACCGCUCGCGUCUCGGUGAGAAGCAAAGAGGCAAGAUCCUCGCAGGCUGGGUCACUCGCAAGAUGCGCACCAUCGCCCAAUACAGCAUCCGCGACCCCAAUGGCUCCGAUGCGCAGAUGAUCAGCGAAGAGCCGGUCGGUCGAACCAGCACAUCGACCUUUUUGCGAGGUCCAGCCAGCACCAAGGGCUCUCUGCGCGCAAGCAGCACACUCGGUCUUACAGCGCAAGCACAGCUGAACAUGCAUCUCUCGCACCGCGCCUCAAUGCAGGAGCUCUCUUUGCAACAGCAGCCUCAGUACCCACCGGGCCUCGCCGAAAUGCCAGCACAGUCAAACCAAAGCUACGGCAACUACCCACCCCAACAAAGCAUUCCGGAGCUAGAGAACCGGACACAGUCGCUAUCACUCGACCCAAACUAUCCUGGCCCCUCAUUCGACGACGGCGACAGAAACGAGCGGACACCCACAGAAUCAAGACGCAACUUCUUACCAAAUCCAAGCCUGCAGCACAACCCAAUGAUGGACUACUCGCCCGUCGACCCAGCAGACGCCGGCGUCUUCGACAGCCCCAUCGACGGCCCCUCCAACAACGGCCACUACCAACAGCAGCAGCAGCAAUACCAACCCCAACAGCCCGCCGACCCCGUACCCUCCGUCCUCCGCGUCGGCAGCGCAAAACCCGAAGAGCACAUGCAAUAUCAUCCCAUGCAGUUCCAGCAGUACCAGCCUGAUCCUCCUCCUCCUCAACAACAACAACAACAACAACAACAGUAUCAGGUGCAGAAUUCUGGGCAAGAUGACUUGCAGAGACAGUACUCGAGCGAGGAUGAUGGGUAUGGUGGGAGAGCAGGUGGUGGGGGUUUGAGAGUCGCGAAUCGGGAUAGCACGGCGAGUAAUGAUAGUUGGACGAGGGAUGCGUUGGCGCAGAUGAAUUUCGCUGGGAGGUCGCCGGGGCAGGCUAAGUAG